This is a messenger RNA of Emericellopsis atlantica, 7195 nucleotides long. RefSeq names its product Sec63 Brl domain-containing protein. The transcript has 2 exons. Bases 213 to 6818 code for a protein of 2201 amino acids. The record is from RefSeq and is a predicted model, not a curated record. Gene Ontology annotation, cellular component: nucleus. Gene Ontology annotation, molecular function: ATP binding; nucleic acid binding; ATP hydrolysis activity. NCBI's taxonomy places the organism in Eukaryota, Fungi, Ascomycota, Sordariomycetes, Hypocreales, Bionectriaceae.
AAACAAUUCGCGGUGGUGGGACGAUCAUUUUGCUACGCUGCAGCUUCUUCACUUGGGGGCAAAACGACUGGACUAUCGAGAUCGCGACGAUAUCGAGCGCGCAAGUCCCAUAUAUGGUGGUCUAAAGCUCGAAAUUGAGCUCACUGAGCUUCUGUCGACGACAUCGACAACCCUCCCGUAUCUCGAUUCGAACCUCACACGACGUGCCCAUCAUGUCCGACCAACAGCGCGAUGUGUCGCAGUACAAGUACUCGGCCAUGUCCAACCUGGUUCUCCAGGCGGACCGCCGGUUUGUCUCGCGACGAACCGACGAGGCCACAGGCGACCCCGAGUCGAUCGCCAACAACAUCAGCAUCAAAGACAUGGGCGCGCGCGUGGCGCGAGAACAAGCGCCCAAAGCCAAGAAGCAGAGUGGCGCGGCAGGCAUCCAACGUGGAUCCGCACAGGAAGGCGAAGAUGUGCUCCUGCGUGAACAGAGGAAGAGGAAGGGCGAAGCGCCCCAGGCGCGAGGAAUGGGCAUUCUUGGAACCAAUGAUGCCCUCAUUGAAGGGAUCACCUACCGGCCGCGAACGAAUGCCACUCGUGCGACUUUUGAUCUCAUCUUGACCAUUGUGGCGAGCAAUCUCGGCGAUGUUCCACACGAAGUCGUCGCGAGCGCGGCAGACGCGACGCUCGAAUACCUCAAGGACGACGACCUGAAGGAUCUCGACAAGAAGAAGGAGAUCGAUGACAUCCUGGGCACGACGAUGAAUCCUAAGCAGUUCAACGAACUUGUCAAUCUCGGCAAGAAAAUCACCGACUACGAUGCACAAGAUGAUGAGGAAGACGUUGAUAUGGAUGGCGCCGGCGAUGGCGAGAUCGAUGAGCGUGAGGGUGUCGCCGUAGCGUUUGAUGAGAACGAGGACGAUGACGAGGAGAUGGUGAACGAGGUGCGCGAUGAAUCCUCGGAAGAUGAAGAUGAGGACGACGAGGCUGCUGAUGCAGCGCAAGCCGCCAAAGACGACGCUAUGGGUGCCGAUGAGGAGAUGAUCUUGGAUUCGGCCCCAGCCGCUGACAAGAAGAGUAAAGACAAGCAAGCAGUGCCAGCUCGCGACAUUGACGCUUUCUGGCUGCAACGCGAGGUUGGCGCUCUGUACCCAGACGCGCACGAGCAGACCGACAAAACCAAGGAGGCUUUACGUAUCCUAUCCGGAGAGCCUGAUGAGCCCGAAGGUGAAGACAAGUCCUUGCGAGAGAUCGAGAACGACCUGAUGGAACUAUUCGACUUUGAACACCACGAACUUGUACAGAAGCUCGUCGAGAACAGAGAGAAGGUGUUCUGGCUUACGAAGCUUGCGCGCGCAGAGGGCGACGAAGAGCGAGCAACAAUAGAGCGCGAGAUGACUUCAGAAGGCCUGCAAUGGAUUCUCAACGAGCUACAUGGCAAAGGGACAGACGGGAAAAAGGGGAAGAUGGAUAUCAAAAUGGACAUUGAUGUGCCAUCAUCCUUCAAUGCCGAGGCGGCCAAGGAAGCAAAGGACGAAGGGCAUCUUGUUGGUGGCUUGCAACCGCGGAAGACGGUCAACCUCGACAACCUUGUAUUCGAUCAAGGAAAUCACCUGAUGACCAAUGCCAAAGUGCGGCUUCCCGAAGGCUCCACGAAGCGCAGUUUCAAAGGAUAUGAAGAGAUUCACGUGCCUCCGCCCAAGAAGCGAUCGGAUGGCGCCGACACGUUAAUACCCAUCACCGACAUGCCCGAAUGGUCACGAACACCUUUCAGCACUGCCAAGUCGCUCAACAAGAUCCAGUCGAAAUGCUACCCCUCGGCUUUUGGAGACGAUGGUAACAUGUUGAUCUGCGCUCCCACCGGCAGUGGAAAGACCAACGUUGCCAUGUUGACGAUACUGAGAGAGUUGGGCAAAAACAGGAAUCCCGAGACGGGCGAGAUCGAUCUUGAUGCUUUUAAGAUUGUGUACAUUGCCCCGCUCAAGGCUCUGGUACAGGAGCAGGUUGGCAACUUUGGCAAGCGACUCGAAUCUUACGGUGUGCGCGUGUCAGAGCUGACUGGCGACCGUCAACUCACCAAGCAGCAAAUCGCUGAGACACAGAUCAUUGUGACAACCCCAGAGAAGUGGGAUGUCAUCACGCGCAAAGCCAACGAUCUCACCUACACCAAUCUUGUGCGACUCAUCAUCAUUGAUGAGAUCCACUUGCUUCAUGAUGACCGUGGUCCUGUGCUGGAGAGCAUCGUCAGCCGAACCAUCCGUAAGACUGAAGCUCUUGGAGAGGCCGUGCGCAUUGUCGGUCUGUCAGCGACGCUGCCCAACUACCGGGAUGUUGCCAGCUUCCUCCGUGUCGAUGUCGACACGGGCUUGUUCCAUUUUGACGGUACCUACAGACCUUGUCCUCUGCGCCAGGAGUUCAUUGGCGUGACCGAUCGUAAGCCAAUCAAACAGCUCAAGACGAUGAACGAUGUCACGUACAACAAGGUCAUUGAGCAUGUCGGUCAGCACCGCAACCAGAUGCUCAUCUUCGUUCAUUCGAGAAAGGAAACCGCCAAAACAGCCCGCUAUAUCCGCGAUAAGGCUCUCGAGGAAGAGACAAUCAACCAGAUCCUGCGCCACGACGCCGGUAGCCGAGAGAUUCUGAAUGAUGCUUCUAAUCAGGCCUCCGAUAAGGAUCUCAAGGAUAUACUUCCUUACGGCUUCGGUAUUCACCACGCUGGUAUGAGCCGCGCUGAUAGGGCUGAUGUGGAGGACCUGUUUGCGCAAGGUGCCAUCCAAGUUCUUGUUUGCACAGCGACAUUGGCUUGGGGAGUGAACUUGCCGGCGCAUACAGUCAUUAUCAAGGGCACUCAAGUCUACUCUCCUGAAAAGGGUAGCUGGGUUGAACUGAGUCCCCAAGACGUGCUGCAGAUGCUGGGUCGUGCAGGUCGACCGCAAUUCGACACAUACGGUGAAGGUAUCAUCAUCACGACACAGAGCGAGAUCCAGUACUAUCUCUCCCUUCUCAACCAGCAGCUCCCAAUUGAAAGCCAGUUUGUCAGCAAACUGGUCGACAACCUCAAUGCUGAGAUUGUCCUUGGCAACGUUCGCACACGCGAUGAUGGCAUAGAGUGGCUUGGGUACACGUAUCUUUUCGUACGCAUGCUGCGUUCGCCAGGUUUGUACCAAGUCGGUGCUGAGUACGAGGACGAUCCAGCUUUGGAGCAAAAGCGAGUGGACCUUAUACACUCUGCUGCCAUGGUGCUCAGGAAGACCAAUCUUGUCAAGUACGAUGAAAAGACUGGGCGUCUGCAAUCCACCGAGCUUGGCCGCAUCGCGUCACAUUACUACAUCACCGCUGUGUCGAUGGAGGCCUACAACAACCACAUUCAGCCUUCUAUCACGACUAUUGAACUGUUCCGUGUUUUCGCAUUGAGCGCCGAGUUCAAGUAUAUUCCCGUGCGACAAGACGAGAAACUUGAACUAGCUAAGCUGCUCGGCCGUGUCCCCAUACCUGUCAAGGAGUCGCUCGAAGAGCCGAAUGCGAAGAUCAAUGUGCUUCUGCAGGCAUACAUUUCUCGCCUCCAGCUUGAUGGUCUAGCUCUGAUGGCUGACAUGGUCUACAUCACACAGAGCGCUGGCCGUAUUCUCCGCGCGAUCUUCGAGAUCACCUUGAAGAAGGGUUGGGCAUCUGUGGCCAAAACAGCGCUGGACCUUUGCAAGAUGGCAGAAAAGCGUAUGUGGCCUACCAUGACACCAUUGCGCCAGUUCCCCUCAUGCCCUCUUGAUAUCGUUCAGAAAUCCGAGCGGAUUGACGUCCCGUGGCAGAACUACUUCGAUCUUGACCCACCACGCAUGGGUGAGCUGCUGGGCAUGCCCAGGGCCGGUCGGACUGUAUGUGGCUUGGUCGCAAAGUUCCCACGCCUCGAAGUGCAGGCACAGGUCCAGCCAAUGACGCGGUCCAUGAUCAGGGUCGAGCUGGCCAUCACCCCCAACUUUGAGUGGGAUGAUAGCAUUCAUGGCGCAGCCGAGAGCUUCUGGAUACUUGUCGAGGACAGCGACGGCGAGGAUAUCCUCCAUCAUGAGAUGUUUGUGCUUCGCAAGGACUAUGUCGAAGCGGAAGCCAGCGAACACAUUGUCGACUUCACUGUGCCUAUCACCGACCCUAUGCCCCCCAACUACUUCGUGACCAUCGUCUCGGAUAGGUGGAUGCAUGCGGAGACCAAGCUGGCGGUGCCCUUCCACAAGCUCCUUCUCCCAGAGAAGUUUCCUCCUCACACCGAACUGCUCAGAAUGCAACCCGUGGCUGUGGAUGACCUCAAGAUCGAGAGCUACACCAAGCUGUAUCCCGACUGGCAGGAGUUCAACAGGAUUCAGACUCAGACUUUCAACUCGCUGUACAAGAGUGACAACAAUGUGUUUGUCGGUGCACCGACAGGCAGCGGAAAGACCGUUUGCGCGGAAUUCGCCUUGUUGCGACACUGGACAAAGCCUGAUUCUGGACGCGCAGUGUACAUUGCCCCCUUCCAGGAAUUGAUCGAUUCCCGUCUGCAAGACUGGCAAAAGCGCCUCAGUGGACUAGGAGGCGGCAAAGACAUUGUCAAGCUGACGGGCGAGACAGCGACUGACAUUAAGUUGCUGGAGAAGGGCGACUUGAUUCUAGCGACUCCUACACAAUGGGACGUACUAUCCAGGCAAUGGAAGCGCCGGAAAAACAUCCAGACCAUUGGCCUCUUUAUCGCUGAUGAGGUACACCUACUGGGUGGGGCUCAAGGUUAUGUGUACGAGAUCAUUGUCUCUCGUAUGCACUACAUCCGAACCCAGAUUGAGAUUCCUUUGAGGAUUGUAGCUCUGAGCGUGUCGCUCGCCAACGCCCGUGACAUUGGCGAGUGGAUUGACGCGAAGAAACACGACAUCUUCAAUUUCAGUCCUCACGUCCGACCCGUUCCUCUCGAACUACACGUCCAAACCUUUACAAACCCUCACUUCCCGUCACUCAUGCUGGCCAUGGCUAAGCCGACGUACUUGGCCAUCACGCAAAUGUCGCCGGACAAGCCCUCUCUGGUGUUUGUGCCGACGCGCAAGCAGACCCGCCAGACCGCUCGUGAUCUUCUAGCAGCGUGCCUUGUGGACGACGAUGAGGACCGCUUUCUUCAUGCGGACAAGGAGGCCCUUCAGAAACUCACUAGCCGGGUACACGAGGAGGCGCUUGCCGAGUCCCUCUCUCACGGUGUCGGUUACUACCACGAGGCUCUGAGCCACAAUGAUCGAAGGAUUGUCAAGUAUCUGUACGACAAUGGUGGCAUCCAAGUGCUGGUAGCAUCGCGCGACACCUGCUGGGAGCUGAACAGCACAGCGCACCUGGUCGUCGUCAUGGGCACGCAGUACUUUGAGGGUCGCGAGCACCGCUACGUUGACUAUCCGCUCAGCGAGGUCCUGCACAUGUUCGGCAAGGCGCUGCGACCCUCGGCUGAGGGCCGUGGUCGUGGCGUCCUCAUGCUGCCACAAGUCAAGCGCGAGUACUACAAAAAGUUCCUGAACGAGGCAUUGCCUGUGGAAUCGCACCUGCACAACUACCUCCACGACGCCUUCGUCACCGAGAUCAGUACCAAGAUGAUCGAGUCUGGUGACGACGCGAUCAACUGGACGACCUUCACCUACUUCUACCGCCGUCUCCUUGCCAACCCAAGCUACUACAGCUUGACGGGCACCACACACGACGACUUGAGCAACUACAUGUCUGACCUUGUGGAGACCACGCUGAGAGAGUUGGGCGAGUCCAAGAUCAUCGACUUUGACGAGGAGGAUGGUUCCGUAUCGCCACAGAACGCCGCUAUGAUCGCGGCCUACUACAACAUCUCGUACAUCACGAUGCAAACCUUCCUCCUGUCGCUCAGUGCGAAGACAAAGCUCAAGGGGAUCCUGGAAAUUGUCACUUCUGCUACCGAAUUUGAGACCAUUCAAAUCAGGCGUCAUGAGGAGGGCAUUCUUCGACGCAUCUAUGACCGCGUGCCUGUCAAGAUGGCGCAGCCAGCUUUUGACUCGCCUCAUUUCAAGGCUUUCGUCCUGUUGCAGGCGCACUUUUCACGCAUGCAGCUUCCCAUCGACUUGUCCAAGGAUCAAGAAGUGUUGCUGUCGCGUGUGCUGAGCUUGCUGAGCGCCAUGGUCGACAUCCUGUCCUCAGAUGCGCACCUAAACACCAUGAACGCCAUGGAGAUGUCGCAGAUGGUGGUACAAGCCAUGUGGGAUCGGGAUAGCCCUCUCAAGCAAAUUCCUCACUUCACACCUGAGGUUGUCAAGGUGGCAAACGACCAUGGUAUCAAGGACAUCUUUGAUUUCAUGGAGGCGAUGAACCCGGAAGAGAACCCCGACCACGGAAAGCUCGUCAAGAGCUUGAAGUUCUCUGACAAGGACCUGCAGGAAGCUGCCGAGUUCAUCAACAACAAGUACCCCGACCUCGAGCUGGAGUACGAGGUUCUCGAUCCCGAAGACAUUGCCGCAGGCGACCCUGCUUAUCUCAGUGUGCAAAUCACACGCAACGUCGAUGAAGAGGAUGAAGGCGAGGUCGACACCACAGUUCAUGCACCGUUCUACCCCUCCAAGAAGAUGGAGAGUUGGUGGCUUGUCGUGGGCGAUGAGAAGACCAAGAACCUCCUGUCUAUCAAGAGGGUCACGAUUGGCAGGGAACUCAAGACCAAGCUUGAGUACACGCUCCCUGCGGCUGGAGAUCACCAACUAAAGCUCUACCUGAUGAGCGACAGCUACGUGGGCGUCGACCAGGAGCGAGAGUUCUCCGUAACCGCCGCUGAAGGCAUGGACGUGGACGAUGAGGAGGAGGAUGAGGAGGAUGAAUAGAAGGGCAGACGCGAUUUUAGCCGUGCGCUCAUGAGAGCUCCGGCUGUGUACGACACAUGGAGGACUGGACACGGCGUCAUCUUAGGCGAUCAUCUACGGUAGGCUAUGAAUAGGCAUUUGCGCCCGAAGAAAACGGUAUGCGGAAGAUGUACGAGUUGAGGAGAGUUUCCCAGUCUAAUGAGCGGUUAUGUGGACCGUUGGUGGUGCGACAAUGCUGUUGAGGCGGAAGCUGACGGAUAGGCCCCCGCAUCAGCUCUUGGUUCAGGGGGGGCCGAGGAGGACCAAGGACGCGUCGACUGGCUGCGUCGCCUUUCGAAAUAUGGCAGAUUGAUAUAGAAGGAGGCGAGAGCAAGAAUAAAGGAUGGAAUUUCGAAUGC